AUGGCUUCUCUCAUGAAGUUUGACGAGCACUCGUUGACGAAUUUAGCGGCUGUGGCCAAGCUCCCCAAAGUCCGGGCUACCAUUGUCGCACUCCUUGCGCUGGGUAUCCUCCCUCGCUUGAACAGGUGGUUUUCGCGACGAAAGGUGAACAACUAUGUCACAGAUACGACGUGGGACUGGACAAAAGAAGUUGUCAUCAUCACUGGCGGAAGCAGUGGAAUUGGCGAAUGUAUGGUCGAGAAGCUUGCUCAGAAGCAGACCAAAGUCAUCAUCCUGGACGUGAACGAGCCAAAGAGAAAUUUGAAAUCAAACAUCGUCUUCUACAAGGUUGACAUUACCGAUUCCUCCGCCAUUGCAUCAGUCGCAAAAGCUAUCCGAACCGAACACGGCGACCCCACGGUUCUUAUCAACAACGCAGGAAUCGGAAAUGCCGCCACGAUACUUGACGUAACGGAGGAAAAGCUUCGCAAGUUGUUUGACGUCAACCUCGUGGCACCAUUUUUGCUGGUACAGGAAUUCUUGCCCAGUAUGGUGCGCAACAAUCAUGGCCACAUAGUAAAUAUCGCGAGUAUGGCCUCCUUUGCCACUCAAGCCUGCAACGUCGACUACGCCUGCAGCAAGUCCGCGGUUCUCUCAUUCCACGAAGGCUUGACGCAAGAACUGAGACAUAUUUACAAGUCUUCCAAGGUCCGAACGAGCGUCGUGCACCCAACCUGGGUUAGAACACCCAUGAUCACCAGAUUGAUUGAACAGCGUACAUUCAAUGACCCUACAGUGUCUGCUGAGGAUGUCGCAACUAGAGUUGUUGAUGCCCUGUAUUCUGGAUAUGGAUCCCAGAUGUGUGUUCCAGAGUCGUUGAAUUGGACUUCCCUGAUUCGUGGUAUGCCGGGAUGGUUGCAGGAGGGACUCCGAGAUAAAGUGUCAACCAUGCUUGUUAUGGCGUUGGAAAAUUCCAAGAGCGGGUGA
Messenger RNA from Ilyonectria robusta, 966 nucleotides. RefSeq lists its product as uncharacterized. The record is from RefSeq and is a predicted model, not a curated record. The coding region runs from base 1 to 966 and encodes 321 amino acids. Gene Ontology annotation, molecular function: oxidoreductase activity, acting on the CH-OH group of donors, NAD or NADP as acceptor. The transcript has 3 exons. NCBI's taxonomy places the organism in Eukaryota, Fungi, Ascomycota, Sordariomycetes, Hypocreales, Nectriaceae.